Eremothecium cymbalariae DBVPG#7215 is the source of this 1125-nucleotide messenger RNA. It is a transcript of the gene PEX7, whose product is annotated as Pex7p. Gene Ontology annotation, molecular function: protein binding. Lineage: Eukaryota; Fungi; Ascomycota; Saccharomycetes; Saccharomycetales; Saccharomycetaceae. Gene Ontology annotation, cellular component: peroxisomal matrix; cytosol. Gene Ontology annotation, biological process: protein import into peroxisome matrix. The record is from RefSeq and is a predicted model, not a curated record. Bases 1 to 1125 code for a protein of 374 amino acids. The transcript has a single exon.
AUGUUGAUUGGGUAUCAUAUGAAAGGCUACAGUGGCUAUGCGGUUCAAUAUUCUCCAUUCUUUGAUAACAAGCUUGCGGUCGCCACGGGUUCAAACUUUGGACUAGUCGGGAAUGGAAAACUAUUCAUAUUGGAUAUAACUCCCCAAGGUAAAAUUGUCGAAAGCAAUUCCUUCUUAACUAAAGAUGGGCUUUUUGAUGUAGCCUGGAAUGAACUACAUGAAAACCAAGUUCUCGCUGCGCAAGGGGAUGGAUCUCUAAGGUUAUUCGAUAUUAACCUGCAGAAGUAUCCCGUGGCCAUAUUUCAGGAACAUGAACGUGAAGUAUUCAGCUGUAAUUGGAAUUUGAUAGAUAAGCAAACUUUUCUAAGCUCUUCAUGGGAUGGUACUGUGAAAAUCUGGUCACCGGCUAGAAAGCAAAGUUUGCGAACCCUGCUUCCCACUCCUACAAAUAAUACUGUUUUAGUCGAUAGCACUGUUUUGAAACAAGAUGUUCCUGUGUCUAAUCAGGCUCAACAUAAAUAUUCAUCAAAUAAUAAAGAUUGCAUAUACCAAGCGUUGUAUUCUCCACAUGAUUCGAACCUAGUUAUGAGUUGUUCUGGUAAUUCAUAUGUUUCCAUCUUUGAUAUUAGACAGCCUGUAAACACUGAGCAGCAAAGCUUCAUUGCACAUAGAGGUUUAGAGGCGCUAACUUGUGACUUUAAUAAAUACAGACCUCACAUUGUUGCCACUGGUGGUGUUGAUAAACUUAUUAAAGUCUGGGAUCUAAGGAUGGUAAGACAAUCGCUCUUGCAUACUAGAUCAUCUCCUGUGAGCAUCAAUGAGAUGCAAGGUCAUUCAUUGGCUGUUCGCAGAGUAUUCUGGUCACCACAUCACUCCGAUAUGCUGCUGUCUACUUCAUAUGAUAUGACAUGUCGUACGUGGCAAGAUUUAACUGACAACAAUACUAGCGGUUAUACUCCAGGCCGAACAAAUAACAGUCACCCUCAAAGAGGUUGUCAGUUUAGUUUUGAAAAUCAUAGCGAAUUUGUAUUCGGUGCAGAUUGGAGCCUAUGGGGUGAACCUGGUUAUGUUGCAACCACUGGUUGGGAUGGACAUGUUUAUGCAUGGUAUGCAUUUCCAAGAUAA